Molecule: messenger RNA, 1389 nt
Organism: Lactuca sativa (garden lettuce)
Lineage: Eukaryota; Viridiplantae; Streptophyta; Magnoliopsida; Asterales; Asteraceae
Product: SNAP25 homologous protein SNAP33
Cellular component (GO): plasma membrane; SNARE complex
Molecular function (GO): SNAP receptor activity
Source: RefSeq, a predicted model, not a curated record
CCAAUUCAAAGUCCACGAUCUUACGCGCUUGUCCUCUCUUCCAUGCUAUAUCCUCUUUGAAGUUUGAUCUCUUCAAUUCUUCCAGACAUCGAUCACGAUCUUACUCCCAUCCAAUUUUCAACGACACCCAUCGUAGACUUUUCAUUGAACUAUUCUUUAGUAUUCAAUUUUCCCCAUUUGCCAAAUUGCUUUAAAUUCCGUUUCUCCCCCUUUCAGUUUCAAUUCAUUUAGAUAUUAUCUCUUUAGCAGCCACAAUACCUUCUCUCGCAUCUCCCGAAUUGAAGGUUGUCUCUUCUUGUUCAAGAAUCUCAGGAAUAUCGUGUGAUUCUUUCCUAAUUGAACCCUGCAAAAUCUAUAUAACAAGAUCCACCAUGUUUGGGAUCAAGAAACCUCAUUUCCAUAGACCUACCAAACACAACUCAGUUGACCCUGGAUUCCCUGGUCAACAUGCUUCAAACCCAUUCGAUUCCGAUGAUGAGAUUGACAAAAAGUCAACACCAAAUCCUGCAAGGAGAACUUCAUCUGAACCUUCUGUACUAACCCAAGAUUCCCGAGCUGCUCUUUUUGAUGAUGAUGAUGAAGUUAAAGGAUCAGGAUACAAACUCAGUUAUGCAUCAAGAAACAAGUAUAAGAAUGAUUUUGUUGAUUCUGGUGGAAUUGAGAACCAAGAUGUACAAGAACUAGAACAAUAUGCUGCAUAUAAGGCUGAAGAGACUACAAAAACUGUGAAUAGUGCCUUAAAGAUUGCAGAAAACAUAAGAGAAGAUGCUACUAAAACUAUGAUCACUUUGCAUCAACAGGGUGAGCAGAUCACACGCACUCACAUGACUGCAGCUGAUAUAGAACAAGAUCUUAGCAGGGGUGAGAAGCUGUUAGGAAGUCUUGGGGGCAUUUUCUCUAGGACAUGGAAACCGAAGAAGGGUCAUGCAAUAAAAGGGCCUGUGAUUACAAGAGAUGAUCCUGCCCUUCGAAAAGGUGCCCAUUUGGAACAAAGAGAAAAGCUUGGACUUUCAACCACCCAAACUAAAGGACAAUCACAUUCAAGAACACCACCCUCUGAACCUACAAAUGCAUUGCAGAAAGUUGAGUAUGAGAAAACAAAGCAAGAUGAUGCCCUCUCGGACUUAAGUAACAUACUUGGGGAACUUAAGGAAAUGGCUGUUGACAUGGGUUCAGAGAUCGAAAGGCAAAACAAAGCUCUUGAUCCUCUUCAAGAUGAUGUGGAUGAACUUAAUUUCAGAGUUAAAGGUGCUAAUCAACGUACUCGACGUUUGCUUGGAAAAUAAAUUGCUGUUAUUUUGUUACCUUUUUGUAUGAUGUGUUUCGUGUUACAAGAUUUACAUAUGUAUGCACAUGAUUAUUAUGCCAUUGGAAUUCUUUUAGUACCCA